AUGCUCCGUGUCAAUUCUACCAAUCGCUUGGAAGACGAAUUGGAGACCAUGGAAUGGAUGAACUCGUUCUUGUCAAAGUUUUGGGUGAUCUAUAUGCCUGCAUUAUCUGAUAUGGUAUUGUUCAACGCUAACGAAGUUAUGAAAGACCAGGCCCCGGGCUUUGGUAUCGAGGCAAUUGCUUUGGAUGAGUUCACAUUAGGAUCGAAAGCCCCUAGAAUUGACUCUAUUCAAUCUUUUACCCGGAAAGGUCGUGAUCAUAUUGAAAUGGUCUGGUCGUUCUCGUUCACACCCAACGAUACCGACGGCAUGACUAAGAACGAAAUGCGGAAGAAAAUAAGUCCCAAGGUUGCAUUGGGUGUCACUGUGGGUAAAGCAUUCAUCCUGAAGUCAUUUCCAAUCUUGGUAGAGGACAUGUCUUGUACUGGGCGACUCAAUAUCAAGUUGAAGCUCAACGAGAACUUUCCGCACGUGAAAACAGUCUCUGUUCAGUUCCUCGAACCUCCUGUUUUUGACUAUGCUUUGAAGCCCGUGGGUGGUGAUUCCUUCGGUUUGGACAUCAUGUCUUUUAUUCCAGGUUUGUCCUCUUUCGUCAAUGGUCUUAUCCAUUCCAACUUGAGACCAUUUCUCUACGCUCCUAACUCUCUUGAUAUAGAUGUCGAAGAAAUCAUGUCGCAGCAGUCAAAUGACUCGGUCGGAGUGCUUUACGUUCAUAUCAAACGUAUUACAAACUUAAAGUCGACAUCAGACAUCAAAGAGUUCAAUCCAUAUGUGCAAUUGAGUGUUUCUAACAACCAAUCUCUUUGCGAGAAAACAAAGGUGAAGAAGAAUACAACUGAUCCGGUUUACUUAGAAACAAAGUAUCUCUUGAUCAGCGCUCUCGAUCAAAAUCACCUUACUUUCAAUGUUUUUCACAUGGUCCCAGAUAAAAUGCUCGAUACUCCCCUUGGUAUUGUUAAAGUCCCUUUGAUUGACUUUUUGCAAAAAGAGGUUCAAACUGGUUUGACAAGUAAAAUCAUAGAGUCUGGAAAAGUUGUUGGUAAACUCGAGUACGACUUGAAGUGGUACCCAACAAUUCCCGAUGCUAUCUUAGAGGAUGGAACCAAAGAGCACAACAUCGAUACGCAAGUGGGUAUCAUGAAAUUAUCGCUUUUUGGUGCGACUGAUCUAGACACUUCCAAAUCAAUCAUUGGCUUGUUAGAUCCAUAUGCUGAAGUUUAUGUCAACAACGAAUUGAUCAAAACAUCAAGAAGAUUAAAGAAAACUAAUGAGCCAGCAUUUGGUGUCACAUUUGAAUCUCUUAUAACCCUGCAAGCACAAACCUCAAUUCAGGUGAUUGUCAAAGAUUCAGCGGAAAACCAAAUCGUAGGAAGAUUGGACGCCAACUUGCAAGAUUUGGUGUUCGAAUCUUCAAGAGGUCAACAAUGGAUCACUGCCCCACCAGUGAACAAGGAUGGACAUCCUGCUCGCUUUAGAAUCGGUGCCAAAUGGAAAGCUUUACCUUUGGAGACUGAUGAAAUCAAUGCUCACAUCGAAGCUCCGAUCGGUGGAUUACGUUUGCACAUCCGCAUGGCUAAGGAUCUCAUCAAUCUCGAAGCUGUGGGUGAUGUCGAUCCCUACGUUAAAAUUAUUCAAAGUGGUAGGUUGAGGGCGAAGACAAACAUUAUUGCAGAAACUCUGAACCCGUACUUCAAUCAAGUCUUCUUUUUGCCUGUUGCUAAUGAACAUCAACAUGUUCUUCUCGACAUUUUCGAUGCAGAGCCCGAAGGAAAAGAUCGUCCUUUAGGUUCAUGUGCCAUUUCUAUUAAAGACUUCUUGAAAAAGAGUCCUGAUGGCUACUAUCUUGGCUACGAUGGUGAACAGGAAGUCAUUGAGCAGCCUGUUCUAUACCAAGGCAAAAGUUAUGGAACUAUGUCUUACUCCGUUUCAUUCUUCCCAAAUAUUCCUGUUAUGACAAAAGCUCAGAUAGAGAAUAUUGGUGAUAUUGAAGCUGAACAAAAAAAGAAGGAGCAAGCCGAGAAAUCCAAGGAGUUGAAAGAGAAAGAGCUCUACGAGAAGUACCCUAAUGACUACGAAUGGGUAGAAAUGCAAGAAGAUAUCUGCCCAGAGCCUACAAAGAUCGAAAUGCCUCUUGAAAAAGCCAUUAAGUAUCGAUCUGGAACCUUACUUGUGAAGAUUUUGAGUGGAAGCUUCAACAAGCCGGACUACUACGUUCACACUUUGUUUGAUGACAAUAUUUACCCGGCAGGAGUUUCGGCUCAGGCUGAUGGACGUAAUUUGACUAUACCUGUUUCUGUGGAAGCUUUCAUGAGAGAUUUGCCCAAUUCUAAGGUGGUCUUUAGAUUGUCUAAAAGAAGAGAGCUCGACGACCAGAAAGAUGUUGCCACUGAAAAGAUUCUUCAGACUCUAGACGUAUUGAAGAGGUCGUUUGCAAAACCACUCACCAUCAAUCUUGAUGCAAAGAAUAAGAUUAAAGUGCGGAUGGAAUUCAUUCCCUCGGCAGUUAAAUUGCCUCCUUUGGAUACCGUACUUGAUGUUGGACUAGUCACCUUGGAUAUUUUAUCCGCAAGUGGUCUCAAACCCGUGGAUAGAAAUGGCAAAUCGGACCCAUUCUGUGUCAUCAAACUCGAUGGUAUAGAGAUUCAUAGAACAGAUAAACAAAGGAGAACCUUAAAUCCGGUCUGGAAUGAUGCCAUCAAAUUUCCGAUGUUGUCUAGAUCGAGACAGGUACUUUUGCUCGAGGUAUACGAUUGGGAUUUGACCCAUGAUGAUGAACUUUUGGGACUGGCUAACCUUGACUUAUCACUCAUAACACCAAACAACUCUACACAAUUUGAGUUGCAAUUAGAUACUGAAGGAACGAUGUUGAUACGGGCAACUUUCAAGCCACAAUUUGUCAGACCAAAACUUUCAAAAUCGUCCGGUCUUCCAAUUGAUCUCAGUGACGUCACAGGAGUCCCACUUAAGGUCGUCGGUGGAGCCGCUGAUCUUGCUGGAAAUGCUGUUGGUAGCGGUAUUGCUUUGGUGACUGAUGGUGUUUCACUCGGUGGAAAUUUCAUUAAGGGGAUUACAAAGGGUAAGAAGAAAUCUGAUCUGAGCAGUAUUGCCGAGAAGGACAAGGAAAGAAAACCGAGAGGUAGUAAAGAUUUCUUCCGCAGACACAAACAUGACUCUACCUCGGCUCAUGGCCAUGACAAUGCGCUGGAGAACCUUGCUGCAAGCUCUACCCAUGCGUCGGGUGAUGCGGCUGAUGACACUACAUUCAUGAGCCACACCAUGGACGACAUUGAGUCCAGAGACGAGGACGAGCGUGAUGAAAGCGACGAGGAGAGCACAAAGCAUGAGACAGCCCCUUCUGCUGAAGAGCAACAAAACCAAAAUGUCCCUUCGCAAGUGAAGAAUGCAAUUCCUAAUAUUUUACCAGAGUUUAUUCCGCCACCACAAGGACCUCAGGGAUUUAUGGGUCAUCUGAGAAAUAUCAGUGACAGUACUAACAUCAGUACGAUCUCUGCAAUGAGCCACGGUGAGCGGGAUGUUCCGGGUAGGAUUAGCAUCGUAUCAUUGAAGGGACUAGACUCAGCUGCAUACUCCGUGAAGGCGACUCUCAAGAAAGAUGGCAGAAGCAAGGAUAUUUUUAAGACGAAGAGUGUUAAGCCAAGCAAAUCUGGCGAGGUCGAAUUCAAGGAGCAUUUUGUGUUCCUGGCCCCUACCAAUGGCAUGUUGAUUUUCCAUAUCCGCGAACAUCAUGCUCUUGGAAGAAAGCAAAAGGUGGCCCUGGUAGAUAUCAACUUGAGUCAGUUCGUUGGAGACGAUAAGUUGUUCAACGUGGCAGCUGGCAAGGGUGAGCUUCUGCUAAAGAUCACAUACGGAGCUCAUGAGCAUCAUGCCUAA
Messenger RNA from Australozyma saopauloensis, 3888 nucleotides. RefSeq lists its product as uncharacterized. The transcript has a single exon. The record is from RefSeq and is a predicted model, not a curated record. Bases 1 to 3888 code for a protein of 1295 amino acids. Lineage: Eukaryota; Fungi; Ascomycota; Pichiomycetes; Serinales; Metschnikowiaceae. Gene Ontology annotation, molecular function: lipid binding.